Messenger RNA from Archocentrus centrarchus (flier cichlid), 7167 nucleotides. It is a transcript of the gene cacna1ba, whose product is annotated as calcium channel, voltage-dependent, N type, alpha 1B subunit, a. Gene Ontology annotation, biological process: calcium ion import across plasma membrane; chemical synaptic transmission. Lineage: Eukaryota; Metazoa; Chordata; Actinopteri; Cichliformes; Cichlidae. Gene Ontology annotation, cellular component: voltage-gated calcium channel complex; neuronal cell body; membrane. The coding region runs from base 1 to 7167 and encodes 2388 amino acids. Gene Ontology annotation, molecular function: high voltage-gated calcium channel activity. The record is from RefSeq and is a predicted model, not a curated record. The transcript is spliced from 52 exons.
AUGGCUCGCUUUGAAGACGAACUGUCCAGCCGCUAUGGUGGCGCCUGUCCCGCGGGCCCUACCAGAGGGGCCAGCCGGCAGCCGGGGGGGCCUCCGGGUGGCCAAAGGAUGUACAAGCAGACAAUGGCCCAGAGAGCCAGGACCAUGGCCAUUUACAACCCAAUUCCAGUCAAACAGAACUGCCUCACCGUCAACCGCUCUUUGUUUAUCUUCAGCGAGGAUAAUAUCAUACGGAAAUACGCCAAAAAGAUCACCGAAUGGCCUCCAUUUGAGUACAUGAUCCUGGCUACUAUCAUAGCAAACUGCAUUGUGCUGGCCUUGGAACAACACUUACCAGCCUUAGACAAAACCCCGAUGUCAGAGCGUUUGGACAGCACAGAGCCGUACUUUAUUGGAAUAUUUUGCUUUGAGGCUGGCAUUAAGAUCAUUGCCCUGGGCUUUGCCUUCCACAAAGGCUCCUACCUGCGUAAUGGCUGGAAUGUAAUGGACUUUGUGGUGGUCCUAACAGGGAUCCUGGCCACUGUGGGGGCUGACUUUGAUCUGAGAACACUGAGGGCGGUGAGAGUGCUGCGGCCACUCAAACUCGUCUCCGGCAUUCCAAGUCUUCAAGUGGUAUUAAAGUCUAUCAUGAAAGCCAUGGUACCGCUGCUGCAGAUUGGCCUGUUGCUCUUUUUUGCCAUCCUCAUGUUUGCCAUCAUUGGACUUGACUUCUACAUGGGCAAGUUUCAUCGCACCUGCUUCAGGAAUAACACAAGUGAACAGACAGCAGAAUUCCCCUGUGGCUAUGAGGCUCCAGCGAGGAUCUGUGUCAAAGACACUGUCUGCAGGGAGUACUGGAUUGGACCCAACUUUGGCAUUACCAAUUUUGACAACAUCCUCUUCGCUGUUCUCACUGUUUUCCAGUGUAUCACAAUGGAAGGAUGGGUGGACAUCCUCUAUAAUGCCAAUGAUGCCUCGGGAAACAUGUGGAACUGGUUGUAUUUCAUCCCCCUCAUCAUCAUCGGUUCUUUCUUCAUGCUCAACCUGGUGCUAGGUGUGCUGUCAGGGGAGUUUGCAAAGGAGAGAGAGCGUGUGGAGAAGAGACAAGAAUUCUUGAAGCUUCGGCGACAACAGCAAAUAGAGAGAGAGUUAACUGGAUACCUGGAGUGGAUCUGCAAAGCAGAGGAGGUGAUGCUGGCUGAGGAAGAUAAGAAUGCAGAGGAGAAAUCUUUGGAUGGCGCAUGGUACAAACGAAAGCACAACAACUCUGUGCUGAAACGGACCAGGAAGUGUAAGAAUGACCUCAUCAAUGCAGAGGAAGGGGAGGACCAUUUUACUGACAUCUCAUCUGUUGUUCCAACUGCCCCCCCAGGGUCACCAUUCGCUCGUGUCAGUGUGAAGAGCAAGAAUGAGAGUCUGUCUUACUUCAGGAGGAAAGAGAAGAGGAUUCGCUUUACCAUCCGGCGUCUGGUCAAAUCCCAGAGUUUUUACUGGACUGUGUUAUGUCUGGUUGGCCUAAACACACUGUGUGUGGCUAUAGUACACUAUGACCAGCCUGAAUGGCUUACCUAUGCACUAUACCUCGCUGAGUUUGUAUUCUUGGGCCUGUUCCUCGUGGAGAUGUCUAUGAAAAUGUAUGGCCUUGGACCCCAGAACUACUUUCACUCCUCAUUCAAUUGUUUUGACUUUGGGGUGAUCAUUGGCAGCAUUUUUGAGGUGGUCUGGGCUGCCAUGAAGCCUGGGGCCUCAUUUGGAAUCAGUGUCCUGCGAGCACUGAGACUGCUCCGGAUCUUCAAAGUCACUAAGUACUGGAACUCUCUGAGGAACCUGGUGGUAUCCUUGCUCAACUCCAUGAAGUCCAUCAUCAGCCUGCUGUUCUUACUCUUCCUCUUUAUUGUGGUCUUUGCUCUGCUGGGCAUGCAGCUCUUUGGUGGCCAGUUUAAUUUUGAUGAGGAAACACCGACAACCAACUUUGACACAUUCCCAGCAGCUAUUCUCACCGUCUUCCAGAUCCUAACCGGGGAGGACUGGAAUGCAGUCAUGUAUCAUGGGAUUGAAUCCCAGGGGGGCGUGCAUGGGGGAAUGUUUUCCUCCAUUUAUUUCAUUGUACUCACGCUCUUUGGAAAUUACACACUCCUCAACGUGUUCUUGGCCAUUGCUGUUGAUAAUCUUGCAAAUGCCCAGGAGCUCACUAAGGAUGAAGAAGAGCAAGAGGAGGCUAUCAAUAAGAAACUUGCACUCCAGAAGGCCAAGGAGGUAAAGGAGGUCAGCCCCAUGUCAGCCGCUAACAUUUCCAUCACAGCGAGUUAUGUCUGCACCCCAGUCCAUCACUACCUGAGUAAGGAGCAGCAGAAGUCAGUGAAGACAAUGUCAGUGUGGGAACAAAGGGCCAGCCAGCUGAGAAAACAGAACCGGGCAAGCUGUGAGGCACUGUACAGUGAGCUGAAGUCAGAGGAACGCCUGCGCAUAUCUUCGGCCCUCCACAUCCGCCCUGACAUGAAGACUCACCUUGACCGACCGCUGGUUGUUGAGCCCCACAAUGGCAGUGACCGGCACCAACACCAUAAGACCUGCUUGCCAGAGGAGGUUGACACUGUCACUGACCCACCCUCUGUGCCUCACAAGCCCUGUCGUCACCACUACCACCAAGACAGAGAGCGGGGCAGAGCAAAAGAGGAAACCAAUGAUAAUGGUGAAGCCAGUAAAGACGGGAGGCACCAUGUCCAUCACAGCCGCUCUAAAGACCACAACAGCAGCCGUGGAAAACAGGGGAAGAGUGAGAGGUCCCGCAGCAGGGAGGGAGGAAGGAAGCACCACAAUCAGAGCUCAGUGGAUGAUGGUGGAGGUGGGGGGAACACAGGUGAGAGAGAGCACCGCCAUCAUCAUUCACACCGGCAGUCCCGAGGUGGCAAUGGGACAGUAAGCAGUGGAGGGAGGGGAGAACGAAGAUCUCGCCACAAAGAUGGACGGUCAUCUUAUAGGGACGGGGACAGGAAUUCCAGAGGAGAGAGUGGUGCCAACAGAGAGAGGAAGAGGCAUCGCACUCAUGGAUCCAGGGGACAGUCCAUGGUAGAAGGAGAGGAGUCCAAUGACAGAGAGAAAACCCACAGCCACAGGUUUGGGGGUUCAGAGGGUGAGUCCUUGGCUGUCUCCCCCCAGCAGGGCUCUGGGGGUACUAGUUGGCCUCCUGACCAUAUAGAAGACUCAGAUAACCAGAGGAAUGUCAGACGAACUGGACAAACCUCCAUCCAGAUUCCUCCUGUGACUAUCACCUCCCCACCUGGAGAGAGCACCUUCAUGCAAAUGAACAGUAUUGAUUGCGAAACAAUGCCCAUGAACGAGAAGACCCUGGAGGAUCUAGUUCCAAGUGGGCCCAAACCUAUCCUGCCUUACAGUUCAAUGUUCAUCUUUGGACAGACCAAUCCUGUGAGGCGGUUAUGUCACUACAUUGUGAGUCUGCGUUAUUUUGAGAUGUCCAUCCUGGUUGUCAUUGCUAUGAGCAGUAUUGCUCUGGCAGCAGAAGAUCCUGUCUACACUAAUGCACCUCGCAACAAUGUGCUCAAAUAUCUGGACUAUGCCUUCACUGGUGUUUUCACUUUUGAAAUGGUGAUCAAGAUGGUGGACCUAGGACUGUUGCUUCAUCCUGGAUCCUACUUCAGAGACCUGUGGAACAUUCUGGACUUCAUAGUGGUCAGUGGGGCGCUGGUGGCAUUUGCAUUUUCGAGCUUCAUGGGAUUGCAACAAGGUGUGACCAGGGGGACCAAAGGCAAGGACAUCAGCACUAUCAAGUCACUGAGGGUUCUUCGAGUUCUCAGGCCUCUCAAGACCAUCAAACGCCUGCCAAAACUCAAGGCGGUGUUCGACUGUGUGGUGAACUCUCUGAAGAAUGUGCUGAACAUCCUUAUUGUUUACAUCCUCUUCAUGUUCAUCUUUGCCGUCAUUGCAGUUCAGCUCUUCAAGGGGAAAUUCUUUUAUUGCACUGAUGAAUCCAAGGGCCUGGAGAAAGACUGCAAAGGACAGUUUCUAGACUACGACAAAAAUGAGGUGGCUGCCAUGCCCAGAGAGUGGAAAAAAUACGAGUUCCAUUAUGAUAAUGUGCUAUGGGCUUUUCUGACCCUCUUCACUGUCUCAACUGGGGAGGGCUGGCCAACUGUUUUAAAGCACUCCGUGGAUGCCACCUUUGAAGACCAGGGUCCCAGUCCAGGCUACCGGAUAGAAAUGUCAAUCUUCUACGUAGUCUACUUUGUAGUUUUCCCUUUCUUCUUUGUCAACAUCUUCGUCGCUCUGAUCAUCAUCACCUUUCAGGAACAGGGAGACAAGGCCUUGUCUGAGUGCAGCUUGGAAAAAAAUGAGAGGGCUUGCAUUGACUUUGCCAUAAAUGCCAAACCGCUGACACGUUACAUGCCUGAGAACACACAGUCCUUCCAGUACAGGAUGUGGAAGUUUGUGGUGUCAGCUCCGUUUGAGUACUCCAUCAUGAUCAUGAUCGCUCUCAACACUGUGGUACUCAUGAUGAAGUUCUACGGAGCUCCAGAGUUCUAUGAAGCGAUGCUGAAGAACCUCAACAUAGUGUUUACCACUCUCUUCUCUCUGGAGUGUAUUCUCAAGAUCAUUGCUUUUGGGCCACUAAGCUACCUAAAGGACGCCUGGAACGUUUUUGACUUUGUGACAGUAUUGGGCAGCAUUACUGACAUCCUGGUGACUGAAAUCAAUACUACGGACAGGCUGCUGAACCUAAGCUUCCUGAGGCUCUUUAGAGCUGCUCGACUUAUCAAGCUGCUAAGGCAGGGCUAUACCAUCCGCAUUCUGCUAUGGACCUUCGUUCAGUCCUUUAAGGCCCUGCCUUAUGUUUGUCUGCUGAUCGCCAUGCUGUUCUUUAUCUACGCUAUCAUUGGAAUGCAGGUGUUUGGCAACAUUAAGCUGAAUGAUGAUACGGCUAUCAAUCGCCACAACAACUUCCGCACGUUCCUUCAGGCUCUAAUGCUGCUGUUCAGGAGUGCAACUGGGGAGGCCUGGCAUGAAAUCAUGUUAUCGUGUUUGAGUCAUCGAACAUGUGACGACGAAUCAAGGAUCCACGAGAAAGAGUGUGGCAGUGAUUUUGCCUACUUCUACUUUGUCUCCUUCAUCUUCCUUUGCUCUUUCCUGAUGCUGAACCUAUUUGUAGCUGUCAUAAUGGAUAACUUUGAGUAUCUGACCAGAGACUCAUCCAUCCUGGGGCCUCAUCACCUUGAUGAGUUUAUCCGGGUUUGGGCCGAGUAUGACCCUGCUGCUUGCGGACGGAUUUCCUAUAAGGAUAUGUACAAUUUGUUACGUGUUAUCUCACCCCCCCUUGGCUUAGGGAAGAACUGCCCUAAUAGGGUAGCAUACAAGCGCCUUGUCAAAAUGAACAUGCCCAUCGCUGAUGACAACACAGUUCACUUUACCUCCACCCUGAUGGCCCUGAUUCGCACUGCACUGGAGAUCAAGCUGGCCUCAGGAAUGGUAGCCCAGCGAUUAUGUGAUGCUGAGUUAAAAAAGGAAUUGUCUACAGUGUGGCCCAGCCUUUCUCAAAAGACCGUGGACCUUUUGGUGACACCACAUAAACCCAACGAGCUGACAGUAGGGAAGGUUUAUGCGGCCCUGAUGAUCUUUGACUACUAUAAGCAGAAUCGAGCAAGGAGGCUGCAGCUGCAGCUGCAGCAGAGUGCUUCAGGCUCCCAGUGCAAGGUCGGGGCUCUGUUUAAGCCAUUGCUGCCUCUGACUCACAUGCAGGAGAAAGACCUGCCUAAGAUGUUAAACAGUGUGGAGCCUCCCAGCAUGCUUCAGCCUCAGCCCAAAUCUCAUACGAAGUCCCAGCCACAGACCAGACCUAGCACCAACUCCCUCAACAAUGGAGGCACGCUGCCAGGUCAGGAUCACAGCAUCAAGCCGUCAUCUUCCUGGGUGAUUGAUAAACCUAAGGAAGCACCAAGGGCUAAGACUAAGAGAACCAUGUCCAGAGGCCCAUCGGAAGACACUCCAGACACUGCUGUCAUUCAGGAGUUGGUAGAGAUGAAAAAGAUGGAGACGAGCAUCAGCAGUACAAUUCCAGUUGCUGGCUCAGGUCUGGAAAACCAGGGCCGAGCUGCUUCAAUGCCUAGACUCAACGCUGAGCUGCAGUGGAGCCAUUCAUGCCACUCUCCAGGGAUUCAUCUAGCUUCUGUUCCUGAUGCCAGCCCUAUGAAGCGCUCAGCCUCAACUGUGACCCCACAGCGGCCCCAAGAGGUCAAACUAAGGGACUACACCCUUGAAAAACCCAGUCAGGAGCGACCUCACCACCACCACCACCACCACCACCGCUGCCACCACCGCAGGGACCGAGACAGAUAUCGAGACAGGGAGAAGAGGCAAAGGUCUUUGGAUAUGCCUCUGGCAGGUGAACCCCCCAGUACUGCUGGUAAAUCAGGUGAGCCAGAAUCUGAAACAGCUGCCUCCAGAGAGCAAGCCCAAGAACGAGGACGUUCCCAUGAAAAGAAACACCAUCACUCCUCUGCAGAAAAGCAGCGGUACUACUCCUGUGACCGCUACUGCAGCCGGGGACACUGCCACACCAAAUGUGCCACCGCCAGCUGUGCUGCCUCUCCGAGUGAAGGGCUGGAAACCAGCAACAAACAGGGCAGUGGUUGGGUUAAAGGCAGUCCAGUGGCGCUGAGCUCCAGUUCUAGCACGCCAAGCCGUGGACGUCGGCAGCUCCCCCAGAUCCCACACACCCCACGGCCCGGGGUGGCUUAUAAGACUGCCAAUUCCUCCCCUGUGCAUUUUGUGUCCAGCCAGGCCUCCCCGAGUCCCAGUCUGCUAAGCCGUGGUCACUCAGAGCACAAUGCCCUCCAUCACAGCGGCUCUCACCACUUCCCCUGCCCUGUCACUCGUAUUAGCUCUGAGCCUUUCCUGGGCCAGGGCAAUGGCGAGCCUCUAGGCAGUCCCUAUGGUAGCCUCCGGGACCAGCUGGACGUCUUCCAGGGUGUGGCAUCACUGUGUCCCAGCCCCUGUACUGGACGCUCAUCUUGGACUGCACUGCCUAACGUGAUGGGAGCCUUGUCUCCUGCUCCACAGCAGAAUCUUGGUGUGCCCAAUGGGUACAACUUCACCUUUGGGGGCAGCAACAGCCCAGGCUCUGGUAACAGGGCACCCAGGUGUUACCAGGGGGCAGAGAAGGACAAAUGGUGCUAG